This is a messenger RNA of Saprolegnia diclina VS20, 1316 nucleotides long. Its product is annotated as 26S protease regulatory subunit 10B like A. The transcript is spliced from 4 exons. The coding region runs from base 47 to 1237 and encodes 396 amino acids. Gene Ontology annotation, molecular function: ATP binding; proteasome-activating activity; ATP hydrolysis activity. The record is from RefSeq and is a predicted model, not a curated record. Gene Ontology annotation, cellular component: cytosolic proteasome complex; proteasome regulatory particle, base subcomplex. Gene Ontology annotation, biological process: positive regulation of RNA polymerase II transcription preinitiation complex assembly. Lineage: Eukaryota; Oomycota; Saprolegniomycetes; Saprolegniales; Saprolegniaceae.
CUCGGAUCCCGGAGUCCGCAUAUACUUUGUGGGGCGGACGGUGACGAUGAGCAGCAGCAGCACCCCCGAGAGCGCGGAGCGCGACGCGGUGCUCCAGGCCUACCGCGCCAAGGUGCUCGAGCACCGCGAGGUUGAGGGCCGCGUGAAGAGCAUGCGCGAGAACGUCAAGACGCUCGUGCGCGAGUUCCACAAGACCGAGGACGACCUCAAGGCGCUUCAGAGCGUGGGCAUGAUCAUCGGCGAAGUGCUUCGCCAGCUCGACGAAGACCGCUUCAUCGUCAAGGCCAGCAGCGGCCCGCGCUACGUGGUCGGCUGCCGCACCAAGGUCGACAAGACCAAGCUCAAGAGCGGGACGCGCGUCGCGCUCGACAUGACGACGCUCACGAUCAUGCGCUACUUGCCGCGCGAGGUCGACCCGACCGUGUACCACAUGCUCAACGAAGACGCGGGCAACGUCUCGUUCUCGAGCAUUGGCGGCCUCAACGAACAAAUCCGCGAGCUCCGCGAAGUCGUCGAGCUGCCGCUCACGAACCCAGAGCUCUUUCUCCGCGUCGGCAUCAAGCCGCCGAAAGGCGUUCUUCUCUACGGCCCGCCGGGCACGGGCAAGACGCUCCUCGCGCGCGCGCUCGCGUGCAACAUCAACGCAACGUUUCUCAAGGUCGUCGCCAGUGCGAUCGUGGACAAGUACAUUGGCGAGUCGGCGCGCGUGAUCCGAGAGAUGUUUGGGUACGCGCGCGACCACCAGCCGUGCGUCAUCUUUAUGGACGAGAUCGAUGCGAUCGGCGGGAGCCGCUUCUCGGAGGGCACGUCGGCCGACCGCGAAAUCCAGCGCACGCUCAUGGAGUUGCUCAACCAGCUCGACGGCUUUGACUCGCUCGGCCAGGUCAAGAUGGUCAUGGCGACAAACCGACCCGACAUUCUCGACCCGGCACUCCUCCGCCCGGGCCGCUUGGAUCGCAAGAUUGAGAUCCCGCUCCCGAACGAAGCGUCGCGCAUGGACAUUCUCAAGAUUCACUCGGCGCCCAUCACAAAAAAGGGCGACAUUGACUACGAGUCGAUCGUCAAGCUCACGGACGGCUUCAACGGCGCCGACAUCCGCAACGUGUGCACAGAAGCCGGCGUCUUUGCGAUCCGCGCCGACCGCGAGUACGUCGUUGAGGAAGACUUCAUGAAGGCCGCACGGAAGCUCGCCGAGACCAAGAAGCUCGAGAGCAAGAUGGACUACAGCAAGGUCUAAUCGUACACUGUGCAUCCACCAGUCUCGUAACACGAAACACGAUAAGAAAUGCAACAACAUGUUGGGUGCUCAUGAGCGG